Messenger RNA from Helicoverpa armigera (cotton bollworm), 4538 nucleotides. RefSeq names its product protein O-mannosyl-transferase TMTC2 (gene Tmtc2). The transcript is spliced from 11 exons. Gene Ontology annotation, molecular function: mannosyltransferase activity; protein binding. Gene Ontology annotation, biological process: protein O-linked glycosylation via mannose. The record is from RefSeq and is a predicted model, not a curated record. Gene Ontology annotation, cellular component: endoplasmic reticulum membrane. NCBI's taxonomy places the organism in Eukaryota, Metazoa, Arthropoda, Insecta, Lepidoptera, Noctuidae. The coding region runs from base 400 to 3312 and encodes 970 amino acids.
ACGAUAGCGGCUUCUUAAAUGCAGAUGUGUCGUGUAUACCAACGUCAGUCGGCUAGCGGCAGGCGGCCGGAGCCCUCGAUCAUGGCUCCAGACAGCCGGUCCAACAUAUACGCUAUCCUUUGUAGUGACUGUAACGUUCGGCCGGUAUAAACGGUUCGCGAAUGAAUGUGACCACACAUUCCGCUCGCCAGUGACAUGUAACUAUAUUUAUCGUCGGACGUCAUUAUUAGAGAAACUUUUAAAACUACUUCCAACUUACGAAAACGGCCUAAAACGUUAAGUUUAAUGUAGGAACGGACACUCGAUUAGUGAUCAAAUUUAAUUAUGAAGUGAACAAAGAAAGGAUUGUACCCGGAAAGAGGGGCGGGAGGAACUGAUGUAGACACCAGAGCGACGAGGAUGGAGCUCUGGGUGACGGCAGCUAGCUCGCUGCUGGCAUUCCUGUUGUACUACAAUACCUUGGACGCAGGAUUUGUUUAUGAUGACAGGCGGGCGAUUCUCUCCAACCCUGAUGUCAUCGGCCACACACCUAUAAACGCAUUAUUCGAAAACGAUUUCUGGGGAACACCGCUCACAGACCCCGGUUCACACGGCUCAUACAGGCCGCUGUGCGUCGCUACAUAUCGAUUCAACUACGCUUUUAGUGGAUUCAAACCGUGGAGCUAUCACCUCCUUAACGUUAUAUUCCACUGCACAGCGACUGCAUUAGUUGUGGUGACCGCCCGGCGCUUGCUGCCAGCCUAUUGUAUGAGAGUGGGCACUGCAGUCACCGGCCUCGCUUUCGCAGCACAUCCAAUUCACACAGAAGCGGUGGCGGGAGUGGUCGGCCGGGCGGACUUGGCCGCCUGCAACCUGUUUCUAUUGAGUUUCCUUCUAUACAGCGAGCACAUACGACUGCGAGAGGAGAGACACAAGAAACAAUGUAGGCAUACAGUCAAAGACAGUGUAAUGCGACGACCGAUGCCGUCAAACGAUCCUCCAUUCAGGUUGAGUUGCCACAGCUUGGUGCAACACAUUAUGAUGAACGUUCGCAAACUGUUAAAGGCCGGUAAAGCGGGGCCUAUGAAGAUAUGGGACGCCUGUGAGGUUAACGGCGCAGUGAGACUAAAGUGUCAGUUCAGUGGUGGUGUCAGUGAAGAUUCAGGUGAACUGUUGCAGUGGGUCACGUUGGCGGGGACACUUACGUUCGCCGCGGCCGCCACUCUGUGCAAAGAGCCGGCUAUAAUGGUUCUGCCUCUUUGCAUAUUCUAUGACUUUCUUAAGGGCACUCGCUACGAGGAACCGUACUAUAAGCAUCGCUGGCGGAGCGUUUGCGCGCUGGGGACCGGAGGCUUCGCCCUCCUGUACUGGCGGCUGCGGCUCGCCGGGGCGCCCACAGCCUUCGCGGCGGCUGAUAACCCCGCGUCGCGAGACCCCUCAAUUCUAACGCGCCUCUAUACUUUCGCUUAUCUCCCCGUCUUCAACUUCUUCCUCCUUUUAUACCCUUUUCAUCUGAGCUUCGAUUGGUCGAUGGACUCGAUACCGAGAAUAACGACGUUGUUCGACGCCCGGAAUAUCACCACUGCGAUAUUCUACGCCGUCAUUUCAAAAGUGACCUGGCGAACACUUACCAAUGAAUUCAAAAAGCACCAAGACAAUUUAUUUCGUGAUACAAAGUACUACAAAAAACAGAACUGUAAAAUUAAGCACAAAUGGAAUUAUAGUAGCAAGCAGUAUAAUAGAGGACAAGACUGUUAUGAAAGAAAAAGCUAUCAUGCGCCGCACAAAGAGAAUGUAUCAUCUAAAAAGCUAUUGUGUCCGUGCACUGGCUGCAAACAUUCACUCACUGAUGAGCACACGAGUGUGUGCCGCGCGAGCAACAACAAUAACAUAACGAUGCACAACUCUAGUUGCAUCUGUCCGAUAUCGUUUGCGAAGUCCAAGGCGAGCACCACGCACAGGAGCGUCUAUCGCAGUCCGCAAGUUGCGUUGCUGAUGUUCAUGGCGUUUAUGGUACUGCCAUUCGUGCCUGCGACUAAUUUACUUUUCUACGUUGGCUUCGUAGUGGCGGAGCGUGUUUUAUACAUACCGAGUGUUGGUUUCUGUUUAUUGCUCGGCUUGGGGGCCGGCGUGUUGACACGGAACUGGCAUCGCGGCGAGACGCGCAGCAGGCUGUUCAUGUUGGCCCUGCUCGUGACCUUGUCUGCCAUGUGCGGUUACACCAUGCGGAGGAACCUUGACUGGCGCGACGAAGAAAGUCUCUUCAGAAGCGCACUGCGAAUUAACCCUCCAAAAGCAUACGGCAACUUGGGCAGCGUGCUGACCACACAGGGACGGACCGCGGAAGCGGAAGUAGCCUUCGAGAGGGCUCUCAAGUACCGCCCCAAUAUGGCUGACGUGCAUUAUAAUUUAGGAAUAUUACUACAAAACCAAAGACGUUACAGCGAUGCUAUCAAAAGUUUCGAGAGAGCAAUUUACUUUAGACCUUCAAUGGCUCUGGCAUAUGUGAACCUGGGAACAUCGCUAAUGGCGGACGGGCGUCUCGCGGAAGCCGCAAGCGCACUGCGCGCCGGCUCCCGAGCCGAAGGCGUGCGCGUACGCGACCGAAGAGAGCACGACGCCGCCCGAGUGUCGGCGCUCGUACAACUAGCAGCCUUACACUCACAGAGAGGCCACUGGCACAAAGCACUGUCCGCCUACAAAGAAGCACUGCAAAUACUCCCCGACACAAACACACCUAUCGUUGGCUGGACACGACAUAGUGUCCUAUCAAUGGUGGGGGAGAUUUAUGUGCAGCUACAACAAUGGCCGCUGGCCGAGAACAGUUUAGUGUCAGCGCUGGCCGCCGCGCCGCAUCACGCGGGCACACACGUCACAUUAGCGCAAAUACUCGCCAGAAAUGCAAGUAGGAGUAUGGAAGCAGAAAUGUGGUUUAAAAAAGCACUAACUUUAGCGCCUAACGAUCCAUCAGUAAGAGAUCAGUUCGGCAUGUUCCUGAGAUCACAGCGUCGUCUCAGGGAGUCAGCUGAGCAGCUAGUAGCAGCCGCCCAGUUGUCCCCCUCAGACAGCGUGCGCGCCGCGUCGGCUGCGCGAGCGCUUAGGGACGCGCGACGUUGCCGCUCCGCCGAGCGGUGGUAUGCGCGAGCAGUGCAGUUAAAUCCUGAUGAUGCCGAGUAUCAUUCCAACCUCGGCGCCAUCCUCCACCUGAAUGGCAAGUAUGCUGCCGCCGCCACGUCGUACCGGCGCGCGCUGCAGCUGCAGCCCAACGAUGACAUCACCAUCACUAACCUCAAGCGAGUUAGAGCACUCAUGACCAAACAACGCAGAAAAUAAACAAACCCAAGCCUCUUGUAAAUCGACACAUCAAAUAGAAAUUAAUAGGAUGUCAAUUGCCAAAAGAAUUGUUAGAUACUGAGUACAUAUUAUUUUAUGCGUUUGUAAAUAAGCCACUAAAUGUUUAUUUACUCGUCUAAUAGGUUUAUUGCCUGUGCUUGUAAAGUUAUGAAGACCAAAUGUUGGUAGUGUAACUGCCUACCUUACAGCAAGAAUCAUCAUAGCAGGUAAGUACCGAUUUUAGCCAUAAAACAAUGUAAAUUGAUAAAAUCGAAUUUUCAUACUUCGUCAAUGUACUGAUGAGGUUCUCCUUCAGACACGAUAGGUAUUAAGUAUUAAUAUUUAAACCGUAUAUCAUUAUCGUAAAAGGAAUCAUUAAGUUCCUUGAAAUUAUUCAAUUAUAUCCGUAAUUAUAGGUUUUCAAGCACAACGGUAAAUUCUUAUGUGAUGAAUAUUGAAUGAAAUUUGUUAUAAAUGAUCUUAUUGACAAAGGCGUUGCGCUUUAAAUAAUUAUUAAUAAAAACAUUGAAUUAAUUUUGUAGUUGAUUGAAUUAUAUUUUCUCUGCCAGUACGAAAACUUUUUACUAUAUAAAACUUAUUUACCUCUUUAUGCAAUACAGAAUCGCGCGUUCUUGUGGUUUCAAACGAAUACACUGAAGGGUCUUAAGACAACGUUAUAGGAGUAGUUAGAAAUUAUUGUAAAUAGAUUUUUAAAACAAACAAUUUUAUACGUGUGCAAAUAUAAAUCUAUGAAAAGUUAAUUAUUAUCAUUUCAAUGGAAAAUGAUGGUAUUCUAUUGUUAUUAUUUUCGUCUUCCAUUACUUUAACUGUCUGUACCUUGAGAACUGCCGGACCUAAGACAAUGGACAUGUUAUCAAAGUGCAAGGCGAGUGUAUAAACUGUGUAUCAUAUAAAAAUAAAUGUAUUUUUUUGGUGGACAAAUGCUAGGGUCUAAGCAGGUCUUGCGAUACUAAGCCUACUGUGAAAUACUGGUUGUUCAUGCCAGGGUGAAAGCCAAUCCAUUAUACUGGAAGCCGUCGGUAUUACCUUCUAAUUGUGUUGCGGCUUCAAUUCAUCGACGGCGACCGAUCGCCUUCGGACGACCUGCCACCUAAUCCCUUCUAUUAUCUAUAACAUAUAAAUUAUAGGUGUGGCCAUAGUCUCUCGAAUGAUGGACACUUUAAGUGCCACUCCUUUUGAAGCCUGUACUGAUUUAUAUACUUGAA